AUGUGGGACCCGGACUUCAUUGUAAUUGGUGGCGGCAUAGGAGGUUUGGUGAUUGCGAACCGUCUCAGCGAGCACGCAGACAAGAAGGUACUGUUAAUCGAAGCCGGCGCAGAUCGCCGCGGAGACCCGAAAAUCGACACUAUUGGCAUGCUGUCGACCCUUUAUGGGGACCGUGAUUAUGAUUGGGAUUUCAUGACAGAGCCUCAGACACAUGUUGGUGGAAGACAAAUCCCGCAGCCUCGAGGAAAGGUGCUUGGAGGCUCUAGCGCCAUCAACUUCGGUGCUAAUGUGUAUCCGUCUAAGGCCAAUUUUGAAGCGUGGAGAGCCCUCGGCAAUGAAGGGUGGGACGCUGCUGGGCUUGCGCCGUAUCUCCGCAAGUACAGUCGCUUCACGCCUCCCAGUGUCGAAACAAGAGACUUGCUCAAUAUUGACUACGUCAACGAGGAGUUGCAUGGCAAGGAAGGUCCUGUUCCAGUGACUAUUCCGGAUGUCUAUGGCCCAUUCCAAGCUUUGUGGACCAAAACACUCGAUCAGCUCAGCUGGUGUAACAACGACGAUCCGAUAGAAGGCAAAAAAUUAGGAAAUUUUGCGUGUGGUCUCACGCUUGACCCUGUCACCAAAACCCGUGGUUACGCAGCGUCGGCAUAUUAUACUCCGGAGGUUGCGCAAAGACCAAAUCUUCAGGUCUUGACAGAGACAUCCGUGGAGAAGAUCCUUACAAAGGCAGUUAAUGGCACUGUUACAGCAACUGGUGUCAGAGUAUGUACGAAAGACGGUACACACCAAGACCUGUUAGCGAAGAAGGAGGUCAUUCUUUCUGCGGGGGUUUUUAAUUCACCGCAGAUCCUUGAGCUGUCAGGUAUAGGUCAAAAGGAUCUCCUCGAGAGCUAUGGCAUACCUGUGGUUCUCGAUAGCCCCGGAGUUGGUGAAAAUCUCCAAGAUCAUGCCAUCUCAGCUCCUUGCUUUGAGAUCGCUGAUGACCAGAUGUCAGGGGAUGUCAUGCGGGACCCGAACAUUGUGCAGGCUGUGCUUGAGCAGUACUUGAGCACGAAAACUGGUCCGCUGGUUGGAAUCCCGAUCUGCAUGACUAUGCUCCCGCUUGUUGAUUCCAAUGGCCGUGUUGGUCGUGAUCAGAUCGCAGACCUAAUCAAGGAGCAUACCGAUGAGCCGAAACUGUCUCUCGGACAGCAGAAGCAAAACGAGUUGCUUCGAGAUCAGCUACUGAACCCUACAGAAGCUGCAGGGUACCUAAUGAUGCUGCCGCUCCAGUUGAACGUCUCUUCUGGGCGGACGGAGAUGAAGAAUUUGCUGGCACCGACAAAUCCAAAGAACUACAUUACGAUCAUGGCGGUCAACAACCAUCCCUUCUCCCGCGGUACAUGUCAUAUUCGAUCUGAUGAUCCAAGAGAUAAACCAAUUCUGGACCCGCGAUAUCUGUCGCAUCCGCUAGACCUAGAGAUCUUAGCGCGCCAGACGCAGUAUAUCGAGACAAUCGUCAGAACUGAGCCCUUUGCGUCCCUCCUAAAGGCAGGCGGGCGGAUGCCUGAGGGCAAGCAAGCUACAAGCCUGGAUGCAGCAAAGGAGAUCGUCAAGGAACGGCUGUUGAGCACAUUCCAUCCUGUGGGUACAUGCGCUAUGAUGCCGAAGGAGCUCGGAGGUGUGGUGGACAGCAGAUUGAAGGUAUAUGGAACAAAGAACCUGCGAGUUGUUGACGCAUCUGUUUUUCCUCUAGAGACACUGGGGAACAUCCAGGCUACGGUGUAUGCUGUGGCAGAGAAGGCGGCAGAUCUUAUAAAAGAAGAUUGGGCACAGCUCAAGUAGAGCGAAGGGCUGUUCAAAUCUGAAGUCAAGAACCAUAAUCGGGUCACACCGCCCAAAAUCGCUCCCGAACAGUCGUAUCGAACGCAACGAAGACCACAUUGAGCGUCCAACACAUCAUGGUUGCAUUGAAAAGAACACUUCAAAGUUUGAUAUGUUGUUGCGACUGCUUUUCGAGUGGAGGCGGCGGUGUAAUCGGAAUACUACGUCCUGUGACGACCAAAUUGCCACACUGGGUUCUCCGCAAUGGUAUCCACGUCAGUGCCGCGUUGGUGUUGGGCUGGCGCUGCAACGCGGUUGUGACGUUGCCAGCUUGGGGUGGUUAUAGCACUCGUACCGGCGUUAGGCGCGACUUGAAUGCUUUGCGUGAUCAUCUUUCUCGAUCAAGUAAAGAUGGCCCUUCGAGCGGAGGUUCAGAUAACGUUGUGCUGUGAUGUGG
Boeremia exigua is the source of this 2257-nucleotide messenger RNA. RefSeq lists its product as uncharacterized. The transcript is spliced from 2 exons. Lineage: Eukaryota; Fungi; Ascomycota; Dothideomycetes; Pleosporales; Didymellaceae. Gene Ontology annotation, molecular function: flavin adenine dinucleotide binding; oxidoreductase activity, acting on CH-OH group of donors. The coding region runs from base 1 to 1821 and encodes 606 amino acids. The record is from RefSeq and is a predicted model, not a curated record.